Molecule: messenger RNA, 913 nt
Organism: Alligator mississippiensis (American alligator)
Lineage: Eukaryota; Metazoa; Chordata; Crocodylia; Alligatoridae
Gene: MTHFS
Product: methenyltetrahydrofolate synthetase
Exons: 3
Coding region: 31-636 (201 amino acids)
Biological process (GO): folic acid-containing compound biosynthetic process; tetrahydrofolate interconversion
Cellular component (GO): mitochondrion
Molecular function (GO): 5-formyltetrahydrofolate cyclo-ligase activity
Source: RefSeq, a predicted model, not a curated record
CCCGGGGGCAGCCGAGGCGGAGGCGGCGCGAUGGCGGCGGCGGCGGCGCUGUGGGAGGCGAAGCGAGCGCUGCGGGCCGAGCUGCGGCGGCGGCUGCGCGCGCUGAGCGAGGUGGAGAAGCGGCGCCAGUCCCGCCUGCUCGGCCGCCAGGUGAUUGGCCAUCCCAAGUACAAAGAGUCCCAAAGAAUUGCAGUCUUCCUGAGCAUGCAAGAUGAAAUCCAGACAGAAGACAUCAUUAAGGACAUUUUUAAGCAAGGCAAAGAGUGUUUCAUUCCACAGUACAAGCCACAGAGCAACCACAUGGAUAUGCUAAAGUUGGUAUCAGUUGAAGAAAUUUCUUCACUUCCUGUGACAUCCUGGAAUAUCCUCCAACCCAGUGAUGAUGACAUACGGGAAGAAGCUUUGUCCAGGGGGGGUCUUGACCUCAUCCUCAUGCCAGGCCUUGGGUUCGACAAAAAUGGCAACAGACUGGGAAGAGGAAAGGGAUACUAUGACACCUACCUUGAACGAUGUAUGAAACACCCCAGAGGGAAACCUUACACCAUUGCCUUAGCUUUCAAGGAGCAGAUCUGUGAGUCAGUACCAGUGUCAGAAAAUGAUAUCCAAAUAGAUGAAGUCCUAUAUGAAGACAGCUAAGUGGCUUUUGAAACCGACUGAUCGCGGAACGGCCAACCAAAGACUUCAUGUCCUAUUGGCACAUCUUUGUCAUCAUCAUACAUGACUUUUGUGAGGGUACAAUACAUUAUUUUUUUUCUGACCAAAAGAAAAGUCAGCAAAACAACAUUCUUGCUAAUAAGGACUGUAUUGAUCUCAUCCUAAUUAGGUAAUAUCUAGUGAAAAGUCUUAUUCUGGAAUCAAUAGAAACAUGAAUGUGUGACUAUGUUUUCAUUAAAAUAAAGAUCAUUUAAUCUAA